CGUCACUAAGGGCCCUGGAGAAGAUCCAAUGUAUCCUUUUCCUAGCUGGAGCCGAGGCGAUGAUUUAGUGAUACACCGAGCGAGCACUCAAGAUUCAUAAGCUACUGGACAGAAAAAUGUAAAAGCCGCCGUCUCGCUUCUAAAAUAUGAGAAGGUGGAAGAUAAAACAAUAUUACAAAACUGAAUAUGGCUACUGCAGGGAUUGAACGUCGUGUGGACAUCAAGAUUGCUUCGUCCUCCGAGGACUUUAUGUGUGGAUGGCUUUACUCGUCUCAGAAAUCCACAGCAUCAAACCCCGGGCCAGCCAUUGUCUUAGCCCACGGCCUGGGUGGAACGAAAGAGCUAAAGCUCGAUGUAUAUGCCGACAGUUUCAAUCAGAUGGGAUACACAUGUGUUGUCUUCGACUACCGUUGCACCGGUGGAUCUGAGGGUCUGCCAAGAGGUCUGAUUGACUGGAAUCAACAGCAAGAGGACUGGAAAUCUGCGAUCAAAUAUACGCGUCAGUUGGAGAACGUCGAUCCGAACCAAGUCGGCCUUUUUGGAACAUCUUUCAGCGGGGGCCAUGUCAUUCAGCUGGCCGCUACUGAUAAGAAACUCAAAGCAGCCGUCUCCCAAUGUCCCUUUACUUCUGGUUGGCAGAGCACUCUUUGUACAGGGAUGGCGGCUGCCCCGAGGCUUGCAGGGCUUGGUCUGUUAGACAUUCUCUUUGGCUCGGACAAAAAGCCAAUAACUGUACCACUGACCGGAAAGCCAGGUGAGGCGGCUCUGAUGAACGCUCCAGAUGUGCUCAGUACAUUUCCGUUACUUAUCCCUGAAGGACAUCCGUUUCAGCAAAAAGUCCCUGCUCGUCUGACUUUGAAGUUUCCUCUCCUGCGACCUGGCUCUUAUGCAUCUAAUAUUGAAUGUCCCAUCCUUUUUGGUAUAUGUGGUAAAGACUCAGUUGCACCCGCAGGCGCAACUUUGGCAUAUGCGAAAACAGCCCCUCAAGGAGUGAUUAAGUGGUAUGACGCUGGCCAUUUUGAAAUCUACUAUGGUGAACCAUUCAAACAAGCUAUACAGGAUUAUAAGCAGUUCCUCCAAGAAUACCUGCCAGUUGAGCGUCAGGGGGAGGCAUAA
Molecule: messenger RNA, 1116 nt
Organism: Aspergillus caelatus
Lineage: Eukaryota; Fungi; Ascomycota; Eurotiomycetes; Eurotiales; Aspergillaceae
Product: alpha/beta hydrolase
Exons: 2
Coding region: 187-1116 (309 amino acids)
Molecular function (GO): hydrolase activity
Source: RefSeq, a predicted model, not a curated record